Molecule: messenger RNA, 4548 nt
Organism: Vespula vulgaris
Lineage: Eukaryota; Metazoa; Arthropoda; Insecta; Hymenoptera; Vespidae
Gene: boss
Product: protein bride of sevenless
Exons: 8
Coding region: 1215-3800 (861 amino acids)
Biological process (GO): G protein-coupled receptor signaling pathway; visual perception
Cellular component (GO): membrane
Molecular function (GO): adenylate cyclase inhibiting G protein-coupled glutamate receptor activity; sevenless binding
Source: RefSeq, a predicted model, not a curated record
GGCUGAGAAAUGGAAAGAUGGCCGAUCGUAAGGUCAGUUGUCAGCCUUCCUUAGAAGACAACAAUCUAGACAUAGAACUGUUCUAAAAACGAUUUUAUCGAUGUAACACAAUUUUGUAUCUUUAGUAGGAGUGGUAUUAAGUAAAAAGGAAAAGACCCCGUCAGUCAAUUAAAGAUUAUGUUCACCUUAAAUGGCUGCAGAAAGUCAACGUGACUGUGUUGGCCGAAGUAUAUAAUUCGUUUAAGAGGCACAUAGACUGGCGGGUCUAGGCCAGGCAGAAAUAUGGCUUCCACGGUAGUGUUGCUCGAGAAUUUCUUUGUGUCAGUCGAGAUUUUAAACGUUAUCGGCAUCGACAUGAAGCUACUUGUUCGUCCUACGAGUCGUCGUCGUCGUCGUCAUUAUAAUCAAAAAGCUAUCGUCAAAUUUCGUGAAUCAUUAGUGAUUAAUGAGAAAUAUUUCAGUAUGAAGGAGAUCGUUAAUCAAUCAGACGCUUCUUUUCUACGUUAACAACGUUUCUCUUUCAACGUGUUAACGUAGCGUGUUCGGUGUACUCGAAGUUGAGAUAUCUUUUUUAAAAGAAAAGGAAAAAAAAGAAAGAGAAAAGGAACUUUGUCCCUCAUCUUUGAAAAAAUUUCUUCGAUCUGAAUUAUCCUUAACACAUUUAUCGAACGACUUCAACGUAUUAGUCGAAAACAUCUGUGAGAUGAUAGGAUCAUGCUUCCAAUACUCAUAAUAAUUCCUCAUCGAGAUAUGACUCUCGUGGUUGGAUUUAUUGGAUGGAAUCGGAAUUAAUAUUAAAGAGAUCCUUUUACGAGGAUUUUACAUCUAUCUUCGAUAAUCUACUCCAAUUACGAAUAUUCUUCUUCUUUUUUUUUCCAUUGACGUCACUCAAAUCGUCGAAGAGAUAAAUCUAACGAGACUAGGACUCGUGUUCCAGUGUCCAGCUAAAUCGAUCGAUGAUGAAAGGACUAUCGUGAUAUAUUGAAUUACGAAGGACCGACAAGGAAGGAACGCUUCGAGGGAUUUUCAUCGACCAAGUAAUAGCAAGUAAUAGUCCUUUUUUUUCCUUUUCCUGUGUUUUUUUUUUCUUUUCUUUUUUGCCUUUCUUCCUACGUAAUUAAACGUAAAAGGGAAAAGAGAAUGUUGUCAUCUAUAAAAUUCUUCAAAGACGUCGAUUCUCGAUCACGAUUCGUUUGAUCACAAUCGUCAUCACAAUGUCAAGAUUUCCGAUGAUGAACAUAUUGCUCUUCCUUCUGAUACUGAACUUUGAUACGCUCGUUCUUACGAUGGAGGAACGAGUAGUAUGUGGAAAAAAUCGAACACUCGUAGAGAUACCAGGAGAGGCAAUGUUAUCCGUUUUCGUCGACGUGAAUUAUGGGACCUUUUGUAACGUCACGUCUAUCAAAGGAUACGAAGAAAUUUCAACAGCGAUUUUCGUCGUACAAACCUUGAACAAAUUGGAAUACGUGCCCGAUUUAACGUUGGGAUUAAGGAUCUUCGAUACAUGCCAGGAAGAGAUUAAAGUUUAUAAGCAAACUUUACAAGCUGCUGUUGAUAUUGAUUGUGCUGAAAAUUAUGAAAUGGGAGUCCUUGUACCUGCCAUUUAUAAUAAUAUUCUCGAGCCCUUGUAUAAUUUUAGUCUCUUACCUAUCAGUUCUUACAGAGAACAGAAUUUGACGAAGCCAUUGAUCAAUAUCAUGGUGCAUUAUAUCAGUACAAGAUUCGAAUCUAUUGAUCUGGUCCUAACCAAUUCUGAUUUUGUAUUGGAUUAUUUCUUCGAUGCAGCAAAAACCUCUGGUAUAUGUGUAAAGAACUACAAGGAUAUUCAGGAAUUGGAGGAAAACGUUACCGACGCUCUGAUCGUUGUUAUUGGAGACGUCGGCGAUAUCAAACAGUCAAUUGAAAAAGGAGAAAAGGUCGAAGGCCCUAGAAAAACGUGGAUCGUUUUACCACUCGACAGGUCGCAUGUUGAUGAUCUGAUGCCAUCAGGAUCGUACGUCAUAAAAGCGGUAUCCUUCGAUAUCGAUGCAAAGGAAGAACUUCGAUCGAUCGAAAAGUUUUCCGAAAAAAGUACAAAUUCGGUUACACAUUCACCACAUCUUUUAGGUAUUGGUAAAGCUGUAAUCGAGUUGGCAGGACUUUUACACGAUUUACGAAAGAGAAGUUGUCCUCGAGGAAACGAAUCUUGCGUGAUGCCUCGAUUCACUCCUCACACUCGUCAAGAUAUUAAAAAUUCAGAGAUUUACGAAACUCUGCAAGUUUUGCCGAAAGCUCAGUCGAUCAAAUAUAUCGUUUCUAUGAAAAAUCAUCAGGACUCGUUCGUCGAUGUUGCGACGUAUAAUAUCGAGCCAAAUAAAUUUCGAAUAUUACCGGAAAAAAGAAUACCGAGAAUGCCAAAACUCUGUUUGAGAAAAUUUGCUAACAAUUGCGAGCAAUGUGCGAACUUUCAAAAGAGAUCCGUUUCACGCGAUCUAAUUAGAGGUACAUCAGAAGAUGGUUUCUUAAAGGCAGGAACCUGGAUACCAAUUUUCUUAACGGUUGCUGUUAGCGGUACUUUUGCUUGUAUCGUCAUCAUCGUAUUUAUUCUUUAUCGUUAUUUCGUGGAGGAUGUACUAGAUGGAAAUCCAACGUUAACGAUCGUUCUGAUAUUAGGAAAUAUAUUUACAUUGCAAACGGUUCUACCAUUUUGCAUGAACGACGAUCAGUAUAGCUCUCGAGAGCAUUUGAACUCAAGGAAGAUCUUCGUGACGACGUUAGCCUUUGGCCUGCUCUUUUCAGUAAUGUUGUCGAGAGCCCUAUUCCUAGCAUUCUCUACGGGUGGUCUAUUUACCACUCACAUAAACGGUUACCUCCAGGGGCUAAUGGUGUUCUUCGUGUUCGGUGUACAAAUCGCCAUAUCGACCAGUUAUUUCUUUCUCAGCACCCUCGACUCUGCUAUCGUAGUCAGGAGUCUCAUUUUUAUUGCCCUCUUAGGUUACGAUAUAUUCUUACUGGCGAUGUUAUUCGUCGUUUGCUGUUUCAUCGCUCACAUACAAAGAAAUUAUCGUGAAGGGAAGUGCUUUUUUGGAACAGUGAUUGGCUUAGUUGUUAGCUGGGCUAUCUGGGUGACGUCUUUUAUCCUGAUGGAGCCGGAAAUUCGGGACACGGUGGUCUGUUUUGGUAUAUUGGCUACGGCCUACCUAAUCAUCAUCGGUAUUCUUAUUCCGAGAACUUAUUACAUGAUGACAAACUUGCCAAGAGGGAUAGACUUUAGGCCAAGAUGCGAUCCUACCGUUGAUUUAACAUCCGAUCCAAGAGCGAACGCUUUUGCUAGGCAGAAUCGAGCAUUCUACGAUUACGUCCAUCCCAUGGGUGCUGGUAGUACAAGUAAUCUACAAGCUCCAUCUUUAUAUCCAAAUUAUUACGGUAGUUCAAGUCCAGAUCCAAGGUCACUGAAUCGCUGCAGGAGUCCUGAUCCCAGGAGGACACCAGGUUACAAUAAUUAUGGUUUUCGUCCGGAGAUGAGAGAAAUUGAGAAUUCUUAUGGCGUACCACGUGUAUACGUCGAAAAUAUUGACUGGCGUUAUGUUUUAGCCUCAAAGCAGCCCGAUCGAGAGGAGCAACGUAGAUUCGGCUUAUGCUUUACCGAAGUCUCAACGAAAGAAAAAGAAGAAAUUAAUAUUAGAGGAGAAAGAUUGUAUCGAGACGGACGUUUACGUAGAGAACAGAUUAUCAUCAAACCGAAGAGAUCAGCACGACGAAUCGUAUCCUUCGAGAUGUGCCACUCCGAAAAUGGGACAAACAGAAGCAACGAUUUGUGAGGAACAGGAGGACUUAGAUAUUAAUAGAAUAACAAGAUUUUGAAUUCUUACUUUAUAUAUAUAAAUAUAUAUAUGUAUAUAUAUAUACACAGGUUGAUCGAUAUAAAUUAUUGAUAUAAAUUAAGAACCGAUUAAAUAUCUCCUUUGUUAAAAGUAAUAGAUUAAACCAACAAAAAUAGUUAUUAAGAAAACUUUAAUAAUUUGAUGUGUGAGAUAUUUUACGAAAUAAAAAAUAUUCGACUUCCGAUCGAAUCGGAAGUUCAAUGAUUUUUAUUUUUUCUCAUGUACUUUUUUCAAUUAUUUGAUAUUUUCAUCAAUUACUUUGAGAACAAAUUAUUAAAUGAUUAUAGACAUAAAGUUAAUAAUUAACGAAAUACUAACGUGUAAUGGUAUAUACUUUUAAAUGUAAAUGAUGUUAAGAGAUAAUGAAAAAAUGAAAAACAUACGAAACUAUCUUACAAUAAGUUUAAUUACUUACUUAGGCUGUUAUGAUAAUUGAAAAGAAAAAUUGUAAAAUUAGUAUAUUAUAACAAAAUUAAUAAUAACUUAUUUAAUUCAAUAAAUAUUCAAUGUUCACUACUUUCUUGUAUGGACAAUCGAUGCCUUGUAUCGUCGUGAAAUCGUGAAAUUUUUAUUAAUAUAUAUUUUCUCUAUUAUUCCGAACAAAUGAAAUAGUUCUUAAUUUAUAAUCAACCCGUAUGUAUAUAUAAUUCAAUAAUCUAAUUAUUUAUUUACGAUAAAACAAAAG